GGUUCUCUCGUUUUCCCCCCUCGGACUCGCGCCAGGAACCGGCGCGGUCGCGCUCCGUCCUAUUUCGGCCGGACGGGGGUGCAGUCCGGCGAAGUGACGCGCCUUCGGCGCGGCGUUAUCGCGAACGGACUAUGCUUCUGGGAGAAGCCGCGCGCCACGGCCGCCAGGUGGCGACAGACGAAAGACAGUGGGACGGCGCAUAGACACCCUGCAACGGGAUUGUCUCUUCUACGGGGAUCGUCGUCCGCGAUUUUUCUCGCGAUCACCACGGACCUACGGCAAGAUUUUCAGUCCCCGAGGAGCCCAAUGUGGGUGGAAGUGAGAUGGCAUCCAGGGAAAAGAAACCCUUAGCGCCUUCCAAAUCGAAACAGAAGGCGAAUAAUGACUCUGGUUUGCCAUCCAAUGAGGUCAAGAAUAAGAAAGGCAGGUCAUUGCCGAAUAUAAAGCAGCAGCAACUUACGCAAGAGAUUUUUGAUACAGUAGCAACAGGUAGUCAGGUUCCUGUUAAACUAGAGGCGAGCUUGCCACGCAGGAAUGCCCUUAAAAAUCUGAAGCGCAAACAGAAUCUAAGAGCAACUAAGGUAAAUCUCAUUAAAUCCAAGGUUACCAGGAAAGUGACGAACAGAAAUAUACGCAGAAUAACUCCUGACGUUAAGAAAGGUGUGAAGACGAAAAAAAUUAAGCAAUCAGACGAGUCGACUGUCGAUAUCUCUUCGAAGAUCUCGGAAAAUCAGACAAACAAUAAAGACAACGAAAGCAAAGGAACUGAAACACCAAGUAAAAGUGCCAAGAACAAUCUCAGGACCAAAAAAAUCAAAUCUGACAUUCAGAACAAAGAAGAGGCCAGUGCUACAUCUAGCGUUAAAGUUAGUGCAAAACUUGGCAGGAAGGGAAAAGCGACAGAAAGUCCUGACUCUUUGUCCAAGAGUGCCAAAACAACAAAGUUGACAAAUUUGAAGAAGAAUACCAAGGACAAUUUCAUCAAGGUUGCAGAGGACAACAGAGAUUUGCAUAAGAGUGCAAAGGGCAGAAAGAGCAGUGGCAAGGAAUCAGAUUGUGGUAGCGUAAAAAGCAAUUCCAGCGUUGAAAAAUUUCCAAAGGCAAUUUUGGAUGACAAAAAUUCUAUUGAUCUUACUAUAGACGAAGUUAUUGCUUUUUCAAUGUUGAGUGAUUCUGAAACUGAAAAUCAGAGCGUUACAGAGAAGACUGAGGGAAAAGUAACAAGGAGUAAGAAGAUGUUGGUGGAUGAAAACAUUGCCUGCGACAUUGAAAUAAAGAAAGAGCCUGAAACCGAUGACAUGAAAGUUACAUCGGAUGGAGAAUAUACAGAGACGGAUCAAGGUUUCCACUUUCAGAAUGCUAUUCAAUUGAGAAAGAGAUCGAAAGUCGGUUAUAUCGAACAAAUAUCUCAAAGAAGCUUGAGAAAUGGAAAACAGCGACAAUUAUCAGAUUCGGGGAACUCCGCGGAUAAUGAUUCUAAAAAGCGUCAUAGAUUAAAUUCGGAUGGGACUAUUAUCUCGGAUAAUUUAAUAGAACAUAUCUCGGAUUGUAAUACAAAUAUGGAUCCUUGCUUUGCGGAUCCCAGUUGUAAUGAAUCUCAGACUGCAUCGAGUAAAGAGGAGAUUUGUUUAAAGGAUGAAGUGUCCAAGAGUUUCGACGAGGAAACUGAUGUCGGAUCGGAAAUGGAGAACAAUAAUAAUAGUGAUCGUGUAGAUAGAACAGGUGAAACGGGCCCGACAUUGCGUUCUAAAACUAAAGCUAAAACUAUAGAAAACGAAGCAACAAAAGAUGACGAUGUUAAAAUUGAAGACACGCGGAUAACAUCCAAGUGUGCGGAAGCACAGGAGGAUUCAAAGAAGCUUAAUAAUUUAGAUCAGGCGAGAAAGGAUUGUAUUUUAGCCAAACUUACAGAUAAAUCGAAAAGUCGUAGGAGUAGUUUAAACAUAGAUAUGAAAAAGACAGUGAAUUCCUUUUACAAUUCAGAUAAAUCAGAUGGUAAUUCAAAAUCGCAAAUAGAUCAAAUGAUUGAGAAUAUUAAAUUAAAUAUUGCAAAAUCUAUCGAGAGUAAGAUAUUUGGUCCCGAGAAGGGUCUUGGAUUAAGUAAAAACUUCGAUGUGCCCAAAAUCGAAGAGAUUGUCGCGCCACUCAGUACAGAUUCCCAGAAAAUGGGAUUGGAGGACAGUACCGACGAGGACAGAUCCGCUGUUGCGAAAAACGAGAUCACGUCAGAUAGCUCGGAGAAUUCAGUACCAAAAGUGGCCGAUACUGCCAAAGAGAUUGAAGAGAAACUAGUCAAGUCUGAUAUUGGGGAAGCAGAGACGCAUUCGCAAAACAUCCAGGAGAACAGGGCCUCCGAUAAUGACAGAAUUAAUAAUGUACAUAAUAUUUGUGAAUCUACAUGUAAUAUAAGUAAUAAUAGUACUGCAUCUUGCAACAGUAUGGAUGAAUCGGAAGUCGAAAGCGUUGGUUGUAGCACAGCCAGCAGUGCUUCGGUCAGUUGCGAUGAUAAUGAGUCGAAGACUUUGGACGAGAAUAAAAAGAUCGCUACGAGAAGGUCUCCGAGGAUCAGUGAUAAAAGUUUAGACAUCAGUAAUUCCGAUGCGAGAAAAUCGAACAGGACACCGAGUAAAGCAAUUUCGAGAUUGGAAGAUAUUUCUGCGGAACAUGUACAAAAAUCUACGAACGAGGACACAAUUUUAGAGGAUGCUGCACCUCGUCAGCUUUCAGAUGAUAAUGCUACAACUGCGCUAGUACCUGCAUAUUCUUCUCGGGAAGUAGAGGAGAGAUUUACGGAAAAGCACGCAGAAGCGAAAGAAUUAGAAACUUCUCUAAGCAAUUCGGAAGAUUCGGAAACGCUGGAAAGUAUAUCUCUCGAGGUAGAGAGACUAGUUGCAGAAGACCAAUCUGCCAAGUCAUCAUUACCAAACGCUACAAACGAUACAUCGCUAAGCAAAGAAAUAAUUUCUGAUACAAUGUUAUCGGAUAAGGAGCCAAUGAUCCAGCGUGUAAAUAAACAGGAAGCAUCCGCUUGCUGCAACGAGAGUUCUAUGUUAGAAUCAGCUGCCAAUACUGUAAACGAAAUACCAAGCGAAAGCCAUGCGGAUAGCAAUCUUGCCGAUGCGAACGAAACAUUGCAAGAGAACGAUGCUUCCUGCAAAACAGCGCAAAGCGCGAAGCAUUCUAAAACAAAUAACGUAUCAACCACCGCAAACUGUGAUUCAAAUAGCGAAUGUAGCUCUGUAAAUUCUGUGCCUGUACGCAUGUGCACUCCCAUUUCUUGGCAGAACGAUGAAACCAAGAACCUCGACGCGGAUAACGACUGCAAAGAACCGGGCAAAAUCAGCGAUUCAAUAUCAAGUUUGGACGAAAAUGUUUUGGAGUCAAAUUCGGAAUCUAACAAAACGGAUUCAAGCAAUAAAUCACCAGACAAUAAAGAUUCUGAGGAACAGAAACCUGUGAAUGAGAAGAAAAGAGCGUUACGAGCUCGUGAUAAGCAGAAGAAACAACAAUCUGCGUCUCGCGGUCGAGAAUACGUCGAUGGCGUAAAAGUCAAGGCUGAGGAAGCUGGCGUUCAAAAGACGCAAAAUUCCCCUUUACAGGGCGAUACCGACAAGACGCCGCAAAGUUCAUCAGUAUUGGACGAGACUGUCGUUUCCGAAGAUUCUCAGAAGAUUGAAGAUACGGGUGAUUCGCCCAAUAGCAAUGAAUCGGAUGACAUUCCCGAGUCCCAAGCCCGUAAUACUCGUCGCAGUAGAGACAUCAAGAGGCGCAAGGAAGAACCGUCGUUAUCCAGUAGCUCCAAGACUAAGCGCGUCAAGCGAGAGUCGCGAAAGUCCGAUCAGCAGAAUAAAGAAGAGACUCUUCUGGAUAACGAGGUCGCCAAGAUUAACGAGAACAAUAGAUCGUUCUUGAACAAGUACGACGGUGCCGAAGUAUCCCCCCGUACGGGUCAUAUAAUCCAUGAAUUUCUCAAGGAGCAAACCAGACUUGAUAAGAAGGGAUCUAAUGUGCGCAGCAAAUCGGAAAACGAUUUAACAAUUGUUGGCGCAAAAAAUUGCAAAAGCGCGAAACGACAACUCUCGCGAAACUUGUCUGAGAAUCACGUGUCAAAGCAGACGGCUGACAGUAUAGAUAUCCUGGAAAAUGAAUGUAAGAGUCCCAAAAUACCGGAGCUGGUACAGAAGGAUUCCGACGAGACUUCUACAUCUGGCGAAUCGUCUAAUAGCGAUAUGCCAAAGAUCCUGGAAACACCUGAAGACAAGGAAAGAAAAGAGUCGAUCUUGCGAACGUUGGGACUGGAAUCUCUGGAAGAAGCUGCGAAGAGAGUGCAAAAUCAGCAAAAAAUUAAAAAGGAGCAAUCGUCAGGUACUUUGAAAACGAUUAUCAAGGUAACGCAAAAGGAGAAGGAUAAAGAUAAACGAGGAUCGCGAUCUCCAUUAAAGAUGAUCCUCAAACAACAGGGUCGUGGAGAUGGAGAAGGGGAUUCACCCGAGUUUUACACCAUUCAAAAGGAGUUUGGAACCAGUGGUUUGGGAGAUAGCAGCUCUGGUGCGAACCGAAAGUUCACUACUAACCACAGACACUCUUGCGAUGACGAUAAUGAAGACGCUACACCUAAGGAUCGUCAGUCGCUUGUCAUUCCAGAGAAAUCUUCCUCUUUUUCUAUACAUCCCGGACGUGUAUGUUCCGACGUAUGUUCCUACUGCUUUGGCAAAUUCGGUUCGCUGGAUACGCCAAUGCACUUAGCACAAAUAAAAUCCGACGAAAGGCGAAAGAAGAUCUUAAACUUGGAGAGACAUCUUACAAAAGAUUCGUGUCUAUGCGAUGCGUGCUAUCGUCACGUUGAUAGAAAGGCGAACACUAGUCCGGCAAAUAUGCAGCAAAAGCCGCAGAAGCAGCACAGACAAUUAAUGGUAUCAAAAUGUUCGGCUCGCGAAUGCCGAGAUCCUGCGCGACAUCACGUUAAACGUCGUUGGUUGCUCAAGAUAAAAACUGCUCUACAAAAUCAGGUCGACAUAGAUUGGGAGUCGUCUCAGCACACCACGAUGUCGUUUUGCGUUAAUCAUUACGAAAAGAUUGGGCGCUUUUUGACAUGCGCACUGUGCAAACGCCGACUAGCACGAACGCAUACCCAUCAACUGACUAGCGCGGAGAUUGACGAAUUAAAUCAGCUAAUCGGUCAGCAAGGAAUUCACGUUACACUAACAGCCGGCACAUUUGUAUGUAAACUAUGUCGAUAUUUUACCCAAGUGCAACUCAAGUAUAAGGAUCUCGAAAACAUGAACGUGAAUCACAGAAACUUCUGUAAAAGUUAUCGAAGGCGGAUCUUGCAUUACCAUGGAAUCGAAGUGCCCGACGAGGAGGACGAUGAUUCAUCACAGCAGGCGAAUCAGGUCAAGGACAAGAAAAGUAAGAAGAAUACCAAAAGCGCGCAGCUUAAGAGCGGGAGUUCCAAGUCCCCGGAACACAUGACGAGCGGCACAUCAGAGAAGUCGACGCCGGAACCGAAUAAGAACGAGGGUGUGGGAUGUCCAAGCUCUUGCGAGAUGAGUGGCGAGAAUCGCGUCGCAAAGACAAGCGGCGACGAAAACAGUGGUACAGAUAUUCAAUAUCUUAACAGUAUCGAGAGCGCUGUGGAGAAUUUGAAGAAGCGUAAGAUACUUGACAUGCAUACGUACACAUCGACGGGCGACGGCGCGACGACGGCGAAUGAAAUGGUUGAGAUUCUCGGGAUGGAUAACGAGGUUACUCUGACGCGACUGCCGAAGAGGCCGAGACUCAAUAAUAAUAACAACAAUGACAUAACGCCCGUGGUGCAGAGACUUGGCGCGAAUCCCUCCAUAAGCGUGCGCACGCUUUUCCCAGGCGAGGAGGAGAUGAAUCUUCACGUCAACAUUGAAUUUCAAAACGUACGCGAAGUAACGCCGCAGGGAUGGGAGAAGUGCGCAACAAUGAUUCAAUACGAUCGCGAAACCAAGCAUCUCUGGCAGCAAUUGCAGCGACCGUACGGCAAUCAGAGCUCCUUCCUACGACACCUCAUCCUUUUGGAGAAAUAUUACAGGGCUGGCGAUUUGAUACUGGCGCCAAACGCUUCACGAAACGCGAUCAACUACUCUACAUCGGUGCAAAACAGAUUGAUAUCGUAUGAAGGCCCAGAAAAGAUGGAUGAACCGAUAAUGGAACCGAUCGCAGCGGAAUACAAUUCGCGUCGUUUAAGCGGCGGCUAUGUGCUGGAAAAGGAUAGACUGUCCGUUCCCGGCACAAGUUCGAUGUCCAAACCAGCCACUAGCGGCAGCGGUGCGAUGUCAUCGCAUUCAACGAAAGUGAAUUCGCCGCGGGUGCUCAAGCUCAACUCGGGGGUGUCGAUUAUCAAGAAACCGCCGCCUAAUUUGCAACGAUUAAAUCUGUCGUCCACUAGCGGCAGUAGCGGAGUGGUCGGUACCACAACGAAUGGUGGCGUUAAGCGGAAGGAUGGACAAAAUGUAUCUUCUUACGGCGGCGGCAGCAGCAAAGUAUUUCAAUUGAGCGAAUCGGACCUAAAGCGGAUGCAGACGCUCAACAAACGGCAGAAGCCUAGCGACAGACAGUUUGGUGCCGGUACGAGUAACGGAUCGAGCUCACCGACCAGCGGCAAUAUCAGAUCGCAUUACCAGAAGACGCAGAUCGCUACGAUUCCCGGCCACAACCAGCAGUUCCAAAGGCAUUUGCGGAUGCAACAGGAGAUGCUGAACCGUCAGAGCCGCGGCGAUUUCGAGCCGCUUAUCUGCGACAUGACGCGUUCCGCCGCGAACGAAAACAACCCUACCGGCCAAAAUCUCAUACACAAUCUUAAUCUACCCAAAUCGAUCCAAGUGACGACCAAGCCGACGACGUCGUCAACGAGUAGUCCGAUUCCGAUUUUGCCCAAGAUCCCAAAAUCAUUGACAGUAAUACCGCAGACCGUCACGAGACCCGCUGAUAAAUGAAAGAACGAGAGACCGUAAGUAGAUUACAUUGUUGAGCAUACAGUUUCUUCUCUUCUUUUUUGAAGGAGGAGACGCGGUGCGGCGAAUACGGAAAAUCGAUUACACGUGUGCUUUUUUUACGCACCCGAUCGAAAUUAUCGCCAAAGCAAAAUAAGAUAUUGAUGAUGAUCGAUGCUCGGAGAGCAGUUUUUGCCUUACGUGAGCGCAUCGUGGCAUGCACUUACCGAGCUUAACGCUCAAAACAUAUACAUACAUAUAUACACGUAAAUACAUAUAUACAUGUACACAUGUAUUGACACACUUUGAUUUUACAUUCUGAUUAAGACAGAUUAUAGAUGAUUUAUAUUUGUUGCAUUAAUCAUGAUCACACAGACUUGUAGAUAAAUUAAUAGAAUAAUUUUAACAAAUUGAAACACUUCGAUUUCUUUAACAAUAUUAUAUUAACAACCAAAGCAUUAUUAUAAAAGUAACGAAAAAUGUGUUGAACAAUGCUGUUUCCAUAAAAAAUAUCUAAAGUGAGAAGAGCGGAAGUUAAUAUUAUCUUUAAUAUUAUCUUUAAUAUUACGUAAUUUUGCACAGUCAUUACAGAAUCAUUACAGUCAAUAUGCAGAAUCGUUUAGUAAAUCGUUACAAACGGAGAGGCGGACAUCUUUUGCGAAAAACUCGACAUUUUUAAUAAAUAACUGCAAUUAAAAAACUUAAAAAUUCUACAUGACUUUAUUCUCUUUCAAGGUAAGUAACAUAAACUUUUAAAGAGGUUGAGCAUUUUUUUGUGAAAUACACUGUAUUACAAAAGAUAUAGAUAAUGAUAUUUAUCUACCCCGAAGCAAAAUCGUUUAAUUGUCGAUCAUUUUCAAUUAAGUAAAUUUGCUUACUUUUAUUUGAAAUCCAUUAUUCCCGAAGAUAAAUCAAGAAACAUUUUCUUGUAGCAAAUUAAAAGAAUCUUUUUGUUUGUGUGUGUGUGUUUUUUUUUUUCCUUUCCUAUCAUUAGAUAUCAUCUCGCCGAUUGUACAUUAUCGAUUUAUUGAACAUCAUGUAUAAAUAGACUUCAUUAUUUUAACAGCAAUGUAUAGAUUCUAAUUUAAACGUAAUUUUA
Molecule: messenger RNA, 8061 nt
Organism: Camponotus floridanus (Florida carpenter ant)
Lineage: Eukaryota; Metazoa; Arthropoda; Insecta; Hymenoptera; Formicidae
Gene: east
Exons: 7
Coding region: 324-6965 (2213 amino acids)
Source: RefSeq, a predicted model, not a curated record